Molecule: messenger RNA, 1569 nt
Organism: Nelumbo nucifera (sacred lotus)
Lineage: Eukaryota; Viridiplantae; Streptophyta; Magnoliopsida; Proteales; Nelumbonaceae
Product: RNA-binding (RRM/RBD/RNP motifs) family protein
Biological process (GO): mRNA export from nucleus
Cellular component (GO): nucleus
Molecular function (GO): mRNA binding
Source: RefSeq, a predicted model, not a curated record
UGUUUUUCCCCCCAAAUAUUUUUCUGCACCUUCCUUGCCUGUCCCUCCAUGCAAAAACCCUAAUUACCUCCUCUCCCCUGUCCCCAAAACCCUAACGUUAUUCAGAAGUUGAUCUCAUUUAUCAUCAACAAAACGCUCAAUUCUUUUCACCGUGCGUCUCUGGUUAUUCGUUGCCAUCUCUGUUCAUCCAAUUUAAGUAUUUUCAAAGAUGUCCAGUGCUUUGGACAUGACUCUUGAGGAUCUGAUAAAAAACAACAAGAAAUCUGGAGGGGGUAAUUUCAGAGGCAGAGGCAGAGGUUCAGGCCCCGGUCCAUCUCGUCGAUUCCCGAAUCGCGGUGCUAAUCGAACGGCGCCUUAUUCGACGGGAAAGCCGGUUCAAGCUCCCGAUUCAGCAUGGCAGCACGAUAUGUUCACAGAUCAGGCGGCGGCUUAUCCGGCGCAGGCGGCUCGAACUUCUGCAAUAGAAACUGGCACCAAGCUUUACAUCUCCAACUUAGAGUAUGGCGUCUCGAACGAGGACAUCAAGGAGCUCUUUUCAGAGGUUGGUGACCUGAAACGAUAUACAGUCCAUUAUGACAGGAGCGGAAGAUCGAAGGGGACGGCAGAAGUUGUCUUUUCACGCCGGGCAGAUGCUCUAGCUGCUGUCAAGAGGUAUAACAAUGUUCAGCUUGAUGGGAAGCCAAUGAAAAUUGAGGUUGUAGGGACAAAUAUUGCGACGCCUGUUGCUGUUCCACCAGCUGCAAAUGGCGGCUUUGGAAAUCCAAAUGGUGUUCCCAGAAGUGGACAAGGAAGAGGUGGAGCCAUGGGACGGUCUCGAGGUGGUGGUGGUCGUGGAUUUGGAAGGGGCCGUGGGCGGAGAAGAGACCGUGGUGAGCAGAUAUCUGCAGAAGAUCUUGAUGCUGAUUUAGAGAAGUACCAUUCAGAAGCAAUGCAAAUAAAUUGAAGGUGAACUUUUUUGGCUUCAUAGUUCUGCUAUAACAUUAUAAAUACGUCGUUGCUCAAGGAUGUAUACUUUUACCAACAUGCUACUCUUACAAGGAGGAAAAUACAGUGAGGAGAUUGUUGUGUCUGGUUUAUGGAGCCAGGGCCUUUUAUUGCUCGUUUGAAUUUGACAUGGUACUUGCGUUAAUAGACAGCUGCAGACUGUUUCUGUGAUCUCUCCUUUUGUCUUAUUAGCUGUUUUUCUUCAAAACAUUUUAUUUGUUUACACAAGCGGAGCCAGGGAAAUUUUUCCCCUUCAGGUGAUAGAAACAAUGGAGAAAAGAAUGUCAACAAAUUGAAUUGUAACGGGGCUUUAACACUUCAACACUAAAUCGUGCGUUGUUAAGCAGGUGGGAUGUCAGUUGAAGGUAGUUGUUUUUGUCAAUUUCUUUUUUCUCCCUAUCAUUUUUUUGGAGAAAAAAAGGUCAACAUAUUGAGUUGUAGCGGAGCUUUGGCAUUUCAUCAUCAUGCGCUGUUACGCAGGUGGGAUGCCAGUUGAAGGUAGUUAUAUUUUAUUUCAAUUUCUUUUUACUGCCCAUCAGUUUUUGGUGAAAAUUUCUAUAUAUCUGAAACAUUGUUCAAAGGUUC